Messenger RNA from Sipha flava (yellow sugarcane aphid), 5423 nucleotides. Its product is annotated as collagen alpha-1(V) chain-like. Lineage: Eukaryota; Metazoa; Arthropoda; Insecta; Hemiptera; Aphididae. The record is from RefSeq and is a predicted model, not a curated record. Bases 177 to 5258 code for a protein of 1693 amino acids. The transcript has 55 exons. Gene Ontology annotation, molecular function: extracellular matrix structural constituent.
UCAAUGUUGUCGGGACGAGCGAGCAGGAAACGUUUGUUUUCGAUUCGCGCCGUACGAGUGAGAGGGCGGGUGAGAGAGAGAAAGAGUGAGAGAGAGCGAGUGAGAGAGCGAACGGGACCGGUCCGCGCGCGCGCGCGUGACGAUUCGCAUACAGCCGCGGCGCGACAAAGCGGACGAUGAAGCCGCCGGCACGUGUCGUACUCGAACUGACCGUGGCCGUGGGCCUGUUGUUGCUCCAACCGACCGGGUGCGCGGCCGACAAUCGCCAUCGCGACGAGACGACGAAGAGCACGACCACUGCGACGACGACGACGACGACGACGACGACGACGACGGACGGUGUCAACAUUCUAGAAGCUACAGAAAUCACCGAUCAAACCAUAGGCGUUAGCAUCACACGCGGUCGAUGUGUCGACGACAAGGCGUACAAACUCAACGAACGAGCCAUUUUAACCGUGAACACGUCACAGAUUUUUCCAACACUCGAACAUUUCCCUUCGGAUUUCUCAAUUAUGACCAUAAUCAGAAUCGACCCAGGUUCAAAUGUGAACACAGUUUUCCAAGUGUACAGCGAAUCUGGAAAUGAACAGUUAGGUUUGACAGUCGCAAACGAAAUCGUACUGUCUUAUAAUGACGUAGAAGUCCAAGAGGAACACAAGAGCAAUAUAAAAUUCAAUACUAACAUCAAUGAUGGUCGGUGGCAUAAACUAUUGUUCAGCAUCAAAGGCAACUCCGUUACAAUGAUUGUUGACUGCAACGAACAAGAAACACAAGAGCUCAACAGAAACACGCCAAUCAGCGAAUCAGGAUUUGUAAUGAUUGGCCAGCAACUAGACGAAACGUUUUAUGUGGGCGAAAUUCAAGAUCUAAAGUUCUACUCGACGCCUGAUGCUGCUUACGAAAUGUGCACCGGCCGGACGGAAAACUGUAUCGAGACGGAGUAUAAUGGUAAAAACGAUACGUCGACGAGCGCUAUGGGUGCAACCGCCCCGACGAACGGAUACGAAAUCGAAGAGCCCACGCCGGACGCAGACCCGUUGGAUAUCUCUACUAGGACCGUGACGUACAGCUCUGCCAGGGAAUCAAUGGACACGAAUAUUAGUCAGCCUGCCUUUGGAGUCCUAACCACUUGUACACCAGGGAUCCGUGGAUACCCCGGUCCACCAGGAGAACAAGGGCCUCAAGGUCCAAAAGGGGAUGCGGGCCGCGAUGGCAUUGACGGACUUACCGGGAUACAAGGACCUCCGGGACACGUGUUUCUAAUACCACUAAAUCAAAACCAAGGGGAUAAAGGUCCGGAUAGCCAAGCGGAAAUGUUCAGACAAAUGUUGGCACAGCAUAUGAUGUCGAUGAGAGGAAGCGAUGGACCAAUGGGCAUGACCGGAGUUGUCGGGCCAGAAGGUCCACCCGGUGUCGAGGGACCGAAAGGCGAGUCCGGCGAACAGGGCGAGGUGGGGCCAAGAGGACUUAGAGGGAUGUCCGGUCCACCGGGUCGUGACGGACACAGAGGUAGACCGGGCAGAGACGGUGAACGAGGGGUAACCGGUCCACCUGGAGUUAAAGGAGAGCCAGGAUUAACAGGAAUAAUGGGAUUACCCGGAGAAAAAGGGGAUCGUGGACUUCCAGGUCAAACCGGUGCUACAGGACCCCGUGGUAAUGAUGGACCCCAAGGAGAAGAGGGCCCACAAGGAUUAGCUGGUUUACCCGGAGAAAUGGGGCCCAGAGGAUUUUCCGGUCUACGUGGAUUCCCUGGUUUACCUGGUCCGCCAGGAGUUCCAGGAUCAGAAGGACCAGCAGGUGCUAAAGGCAACACUGGAAAUACUGGAAAUCCUGGACCACCCGGGCAAGUUGGUCCUGCUGGCCCUAUUGGUUCCACAGGGGUACCAGGAGCUUUAGGUCCUCCAGGAGACCAAGGACCUCCCGGAAAACCUGGGUUACCAGGACUACCAGGCGCUGAUGGAGCACCUGGACAUCCCGGAAAUACAGGAUCUGUUGGAGCUAAAGGAGACACGGGAAUGAUUGGUGCACCAGGUUUAGUAGGAUUUCCUGGAACUCGUGGAGUAAAAGGUGAUAUCGGAGUCCGUGGCCCAAUAGGAGAUAAAGGAGACAAGGGUGAAAGAGGAUCCGAUGGAGAAAAAGGAGAUCAAGGACUUAAAGGAGAGCCAGGAUUGGUUGGUGCAUCUGGUUUAGUUGGGAUUGAAGGUCCCGAAGGUCCAAAAGGUUCUGAAGGACCUCGUGGAGAAAGUGGAGUGAUCGGAUUACCAGGCGAAAAAGGUAAACCAGGACCAGCUGGACUACCAGGAUAUCCAGGUGCUCCUGGCGAAAAAGGCGACAAAGGAGCAUUUGGUAAAGAUGGUACACCAGGUGAAAAAGGAGAAAGAGGAAACACUGGAAUACAAGGAGAAAGGGGAGAAACUGGACCUAGAGGAUUCAGAGGUACUAGAGGACGUGCAGGAUCAGAGGGAAUUCCCGGACCAAAGGGCGAUACUGGACAACCUGGACCUCCCGGUGCAUUGGGAGAACGCGGAAUACCCGGUGCUGAUGGUUUAAGAGGAUUUGUUGGUCCUCCUGGUGCACCUGGAAUUAGCGGAAAAGAUGGGUUACCCGGAUUUCCGGGAGAACGAGGUCCUCCGGGUGACACAGGUCCAAUCGGUGUGACUGGAGUUCCUGGAGUCGUUGGACCACCUGGCCAACCAGGCGAAGCAGGUUCAGUAGGAGAGCCAGGUCCUUCUGGCCAGCCUGGUUUACCAGGAGAAGCAGGAAGACCGGGUGACGCAGGAAAAGAAGGACCUCCGGGUCCAGUUGGAUUGCCAGGAAUACGAGGAGAACCAGGAUCUCCAGGAUUGCCAGGAUUCCCAGGCGAUCGAGGAAUAGCUGGAGUACCUGGAGCAGUUGGCCUUAAAGGUGAUGCGGGACCUCAAGGUCCACCAGGAUCCACGGGAAUUAAAGGACAACAAGGAGAGCCUGGAAAAGAAGGACCUCAGGGAGCUGAAGGACGAAAAGGACCACCGGGUACACCUGGUGCAAUGGGAUUGAAAGGAGAUAAGGGCGAACUUGGGCUGGCCGGUCCAAUGGGAAACGACGGAAUGGUGGGAGCUCGAGGCGUUCCAGGUCCACCAGGACCCGUUGGACCACCAGGAGAAGACGGAGAUAAAGGUGAAAUUGGCGUACCCGGAGAAAAAGGAUUCAAAGGUUCAAAAGGAGAAAUGGGUCCGGUCGGAGCAUUAGGAAACCCUGGAUUAAGAGGUGAACCAGGAUCAGUAGGGGCACCGGGAGAAAAAGGUCCGAUCGGUGAAAUCGGCAGACAAGGAAUGAAAGGAGAAGAAGGACCAAUAGGAAUCGCAGGACAACCCGGACCACCAGGUACCCAGGGAAUCCCAGGACCAAUUGGACCAAAAGGCGAGAUCGGAGAUAUAGGAGCCAAAGGUCCCGUCGGGCCACCCGGAACACCUGGCGAAAUUGGCCCCAGAGGAUUCAAAGGUGACGAAGGACAAAUUGGUCCAACGGGUGCUGACGGGCCGGCUGGUCCAAAAGGAGAACCCGGUUUAGUCGGAGCUCCGGGUCCGCAAGGUCUGGAAGGAAAACGGGGAGACCGUGGUCCGAUGGGUAUGAAAGGCGAUGACGGGAAAAUAGGAACGCAAGGACCAAUCGGACCUAGAGGUAACCAAGGACCAGAGGGUCCAAAAGGUAAUGCAGGUGUUCCAGGAUUUCCAGGAAUACAAGGAGAACCCGGAAUCCAAGGCCCUAAAGGUGACAGAGGACGAGAUGGUGACGACGGGAAGAUAGGUGCUCCAGGACCUCCUGGUGAAAUUGGUCCUAUUGGUAAACCUGGUAUUGUGGGUCCACCAGGACGAACCGGAAAUGAAGGACCAGCGGGACCUCAAGGCAGUUCUGGUUUACCCGGAGAGAAAGGAGAUCAAGGUUUAACAGGAGGUAUUGGUUUACCGGGUCCUAUUGGAAUAUCAGGUGCUCCGGGAGCACAAGGUCCUCAAGGAAUAAUGGGUCCACCUGGUUUAGCCGGAGAAGUUGGUCAACCAGGAAGACCGGGAAAAGACGGAGAACCGGGAAAAUUUGGUGAAAUUGGACCACAAGGAGAAAAAGGAGAACGAGGAAAACGAGGACAAAAAGGCCAUCCUGGAGAAAUCGGUCCAAUGGGUAUAAAAGGCCACGAAGGCGAAAAAGGUGACAAGUGCGAACGAGGAGAUCGCGGUCCCGAAGGUCAAAAAGGAGAAACGGGUCCAGUUGGAUUACCAGGAGUCAAAGGCAACGAUGGUCCGGUCGGAGCUCCGGGCGCUGAAGGUUUGCCAGGUCCCAAAGGCAUUGAAGGAGUGGCGGGAAACAAAGGAGAACAAGGACCUCCAGGACCACCGGGACCCGCGGGACCGCCCGGAGAGUUGCCGUUACUACCACCCGAACUAGCGGACUUUCAACAAAGCGCUUUAGCCCGAUGGAAGCGAGAGCUCAACGACGUCAACACCGCCGACGACGAUGGUAGUGGUGCGAAGUCAACGACCAGGCCAACAACAACGACUAAGGAUGGUCCAAAGCUCAGUGGCGAAGGUGACGGCCCGAAAUACAUAGACAUUGUCAGCUCUAUUUACGGCAUGAGACAGGACUUAGAACGAAUUAGGAAGCCCGUCGGCACUCGCGAGAACCCCGUCAUGACAUGCAAAGAUCUAUUCUACGGGCACCCUCAGUUCAAAGAUGGGUGGUACUGGAUCGAUCCGAACUUGGGCAUGCCAUACGACGCCGUGUACGUGUAUUGUAACAUGAGUAGCGGCGGAGAGACUUGCGUGUUUCCCGACAUACACUCCAGUCAAAUGCCUAACAUACCAUGGCGAAAAGAAGCCGACAAGACGGACUGGUACUCAAAUCUACGGGGCGGUUUCAGGAUCACGUACGAAGCGGUAGGUCCGGUGCAGAUGAACUUCUUGCGACUGCUCAGCCAAAACGGAUAUCAAAACUUCACGUACACAUGCAUAAAUAGCGCGGCCUGGUUCAACUCCAAGUCUAAUUCGUACGACAUGGCGGUCAAGUUUAUGGGCGAGGAUUCGGUUCAGUUCUCGUCAGAGCCGGGAUCGCCGAAAGUGGACGUUCUGGUCGACGGAUGUAAGACAAGAAAAUCGAAAAGUGAAACCGUAUUCGAAAUUCGAACCAACAAGUUGAACAGUCUACCCCUCACAGACUUCUACCCAGUCGACUAUGGGUUGCCACACCAAGCGUUUGGUUUUGAAGUAGGACCCGUGUGUUUCAAAUGACACCCUCGUUCGCGAUAAUCGAUUUUAUGUGUUCAAACUAUUAUUAUUAUGAUAUUUUCUUUUUUAUGCUUGAUUUAUAUUAUUAAUAUUAUUGUGUAUUUAGUUUUAUCGUACGAUGAACAUUUCAAUACUCUCUAUAAAAAAAUAUAUACUUGUUUUAUUUUA